AUGAAUUUUGAGGUGAGUGAACUUGAAGCACUAAUGAGAGAUGCUCAAAGACGGCUGGAUGUCGCUCGUGUGGCGGCUGACCGAAAGGAGGCUCUGGAGAACGAACAGAUUGAUAUAUUGACUAGAGAUCUGAACGAUGCUAACAGACGAGUGGCUCAUUUGGAAGCGGAAUUAGGCCGAAUGGCAGAAGAGUUAGCCGAAGCCCGUGCUUCAUCGCAGCGUGGAGGAUUGGAGGACAUCGCCGCAUUAGGUGGUCUCAUGAAGGAAAAGGACGAGCUGAUUGCCCGUCUCACCGAGGAGAACCAGCGCCUGGUUGAAGCGGCGGCGGUGGAGGCGAAAAAGGCUCGCACUCAAUGCGAUGAGAUGGCAGUUGAGCUCGAGAAGCGAGCUCAUCAAAUGAAACAAUUCGAGGCUCUGCUAGCUGAUCAGAGCGAUUACGAAGCGAUCAAGAAGGAGUUGAGGUUACUUCGAGAAAUCGAAUUUGGCGAGGCGGCAACUGCCAACGAGGAUUCGAUCGCGCGUCUUGGUGAAACCGUUCAAUCGCUCGACAAACUGUUAGCUGCCAAAAACCGCCGCCUUCAGAAUGACAACGCGCAGUUGCGACAGGCAAAUGAGCUCUACCAAGGCGAUGAGAUUAUGCAGGCAAUCCUAGCUGGGAGCCAUCAGGCUGUUGUUGAAGUGGUGUCGACCCGAGUUGGGCGAGAGGUAGCCGAGGGAUAUGUGGAUGCGAACGCUGACCAUAUUCGACACCUACCCAAACCUGACAAUAAGGAGCCUGAACGUGCCAAAUCAGACCCGGAUGAUCGACAGAACCUCUUCAAAAUCCUUAUGAAUAUGGGUUCCGUGCCAGCUGGUGGUUCUCGCGCUGAAAAUGGCUCUGCUACUUCACGAGGGAACAACACUCGCUCGCCAUCUACGGAGAUUCCCUUCGAACACUUCCGCUAUUCACCGAAGCUCACGAACUACACAGGGGAACCGGCAAAAACUCCACAAGAGCUGAAAGCCAUCCAAGAUCUUCAGGCUAGAAAUGUACGUGCCCUCGGAUCACGCGCUCUGAACACAGCGGAGAUCGCGAGGCAGUGCAAACGCCUCAUGGUCGCCUACAACAUCGGACAGCGCCUGUUUGCGAAAUACGUCAUGAACCAGUCGCAAGGGUCUCUGAGCGAGUUGCUAUCGAAGCCCAGACACUGGAGCAAACUCACCGACAAAGGACGCGAAGCCUUUCGACGAAUAUACGGCUGGAUUUCGGACGCUGAAGCGGUCGAUUUACUGUGCUCGUUGAGUCCGCGUCGUGUUUGGCCCAGUGAAGUUCGUAUUGAGCAUCCUACACCGGAAUCCUUAUGGGAAGGUAACAGCGGCAUGGUUCCACCGGAUGAACCUGACGAGAACUCGUUCAAACGGGCAGCAAGCGCUCGAGAGGACCAGUAUCGUCUUGCCGGCACGAACCAGGCUGCCAACGCGGGCUCAACGACGCGAAACAGCCGCUGGCGCCAUGACGACAUCCCCAAGGAGAAAAUCAUGAGCAUUUUCCAGACAGAACUGGCGAAGUUGAGGGAACAAUUGGAAGACACAUCCCCAUCCUAUCAUGAAAUGUCGCACAACGAAAGAAUGGCCUCUAUCAGUCAUGCCCAUCAGGUAAUGAGUACUCGAAUGCGCGUCGGACUGUCGCCGAUUACCCAAGAGCAGUUCGAGAUGUUUGGGCACAUCGAUACGGAUGAUGUUGUCAAGCAGAUCAAGGAGUUCUUAUCGAUGAAUUCCAUUUCCCAGCGACAAUUUGGAGAGCACGUCCUUGGCUUAAGUCAGGUAAAUUUUCAUCAAAUUCCUACAGUUUGGAAACCAUUUGACUACUCCUAG
Messenger RNA from Cooperia oncophora, 1854 nucleotides. The record is from the annotation of a GenBank genome assembly. NCBI's taxonomy places the organism in Eukaryota, Metazoa, Nematoda, Chromadorea, Rhabditida, Trichostrongylidae.